Bufo bufo (common toad) is the source of this 675-nucleotide messenger RNA. RefSeq names its product neuromodulin-like. The coding region runs from base 1 to 675 and encodes 224 amino acids. The record is from RefSeq and is a predicted model, not a curated record. Lineage: Eukaryota; Metazoa; Chordata; Amphibia; Anura; Bufonidae. The transcript is spliced from 4 exons.
AUGACGUCUUUGUAUGCGACGCGACGCGACGCGCAGUUGGCUGGCAGAGUUGCAGACAGUAAGAAGAUGGUGCGCCGCACAUUUAGCGAUCGAGAGGAAAAACUGCUUAUAACUAGAAUGGUAAAGAAGGGGUAUGACCGUACCCGGCGGCAUGACUCAAAAAAAGAAAUAGUUCGCAGCAUACAACAAAUGCUGAGAGAAAAAUUCGCCCGCGAGCACUCUGAAAGUGCAAUAGUAAAGAGGUGGUCGGACCUAAAAAGGCGAGACCCAGAAUUCGUCAGAGAAAUAUCUGAAAGAGUCUGCCCCGGCCAGCCUGUUCCAACAGUGCGCUCAACACCUGCGCACCGGGAUAUCCACGUGGUGGAGGUCUCUGAGGAGGAGGAAGAGGAGGCAGGCCCCCCCACCGCGAUGGAGACGAGCGACACUGCUCCCCCAGAUGUCGCCGAACAUGUGGAGGUGGAGGAGGAAGGCGGUCCCUCUCAACCCCACACCUCACCGGCUGCCGCAAUACCUCCGGCCGAGGUGACCGAGGAGGAGGAGGAGCAAGAGGUGGCCGCACAGACAGAGGAGGAGGAGGAGCUUGUGACCACCCCACAGCAGGAGGACUCCAGCUUCAUGUCCAAGAGCCUAUGGCACCUCAACGAGCUCCAGGGGAUGAAAGAGAAGAAGAUCUGA